UCCCUACUUUGGGGAGUGAUUAUGAGUCUUCAAUAAGAGAAUUUGUAAAAACAAUGGUUGUGUAUACUCAGGUAUUAGCUGUUUUUCUCCAUAUAUGUAAGGUGGAUAAUUUUUUUUUUUUCUUGCUCUGUUGAUACCACUAAUCAGAACUGCUAGUUGUCCUGAGUGCCUGCCUUCCCCCCAUCUCUAGUCUGUCAGCCAUGCCAUUGGAUCUUUGACAUUUCUCUGGAAUUGGUUCCUUCCAUGUUCCCCAGUUAUCCCACCUUAGUUUAGCCACUUAAGACCUCAGGAAGAGAUAACUGGUACGUUAGCUUCCUCUUUGGUCUCUGAUGUCAUCAGCUUCUAUUCCAUCUAGCCUGCAAGGACCAGACUGUUCUGUCUACAGAAGCACUUUCAUUGGGCUAGCCCGCAGAAGACAGAUUCUGUGCUAGCAGUGCUGCUUCCUAACCAUGUCACCUUGGACCUUAUAGUCAUCCUAAGUCUUAGUUUCCUCUUCCACACCAGAGGUGUUGUGAGUAAUAAAUGAGUAAUGUCUAAAAAUGCCAGGUCCACAGUGACAACUCAAUAGAUAGUGGCCAGUUUUUGUUAUUACUAUGUAAGACAUAUUCAUAAGCUUGGAAAUGAAAAGACUCUAAUUUUGUGAAUAUAGAAUAUAGAGACUUUUCUGGCACUUUUAGCAUUUGGUACCUCCCUCCAUUGCACAUUCCUCAUCAAUUGAUUGUUUACAUGUUUAUAAACUAUAGACACUGGCACUUUGAGAGCAAGAAGUUUCAUUCAGCAAAUAUUUGUGAGCACCUUUUCUGGGCUAGCUGCAGGCAUCAGGAAUAUAAGGGUGAAUGAAACAGUCUGGCCCCUCUGGAAACUUAGUAUCUGAUCGGAGCGUACUGCAGUCCACCAGCAUGCUUGCUUGUCACAUCCACUGUAGAACACCAAGACAGCUCCUACCAAGUUGGAUCACAGGACUUCUUUGCUUCAGAUCCACCGCCUGGAUUUCCAGGGCUGCUCUUAAGGUAGAACGUCAUGACAUGAAUACCCUAAGCCUUCCCCUGAACAUCCGCCGAGGCGGGUCGGACACCAACCUCAACUUUGAUGUACCAGAUGGCAUCCUGGACUUCCACAAGGUCAAACCCAGCGCGGACAGCCUGAAGCAGAAAAUUCUAAAGGUCACAGAGCAGAUAAGAAUCGAGCAAACGUCCCGCGAUGGGAAUGUCGCAGAGUAUCUGGAACUAGUCAGCAGCGCAGACAAGCAGCAGGCUGGCCGCAUCAAGCAGGUCUUUGAGAAGAAGAAUCAGAAGUCGGCUCAAUCCAUUGCCCAGCUGCAGAAGAAGUUAGAGCAGUAUCACAGAAAGCUCCGGGAGCUCGAGCAGAAUGGGGCCCCCAGGAGCUCAAAGGACAUUGCCAAGGACAACCUGAAGGACAUCCAGUCCCCUCUGAAGGAUGCCCAGGCCAAGGCUCGCACCGCUCCCCACAGCCUGGAGAGCAGUAAGUCGGGCCUGCCGGGGGUGUCCCUCACCCCACCCGUGUUCGUCUUCAGCAAGCCCAGAGAGUUCGCCAACUUGAUCCGGAAUAAGUUUGGCAGUGCCGACAAUAUCGCUCACCUAAGAAACUCCUUGGAGGAGUUCCGGCCCGAGACCAGCGCCAGGGCCUACGGGGGCAGCGCCACCAUCGUGAACAAGCCCAAGUACGGCAGCGACGACGAGUGCUCGAGCGGCACGUCAGGCUCCGCCGAUAGCAACGGGAACCAGUCGUUUGGGGCCGGGGGCACUGGCGCACUGGACAGCCAGGGCAAGCUCACGGCCAUCCUGGAGGAGCUCAGGGAGAUCAAGGACACCCAGGCGCAGCUGGCCGAGGACAUCGAGGCACUGAAGGCGCAGUUCAAGAGGGAGUAUGGCUUCAUCUCUCAGACCCUGCAAGAGGAGACAUACAGGUACGAGCGACUGGAAGACCAGCUGCAUGACCUCACGGACCUGCAUCAGCACGAGACGUCCAACCUGAAGCAGGAGCUGGCCAGCAUCGAGGAGAAGGUGGCCUACCAGGCCCACGAGCGGUCACGGGACAUCCAGACUCUGAGAAUGCUCCUGCCAGAAGAAUACUUAGACAGCAUCCCCCCAAACUGCCCCCUUUUACAGAUGGGGAAACCAAGGCUCAGCAACCUUGCCAAAGUCACACAGCUAAUGACACCAGAGCUAGACUGAAUCCAGACCUCCUGGUCCCCAGCCUCUUCCCACCACACUUCUGGUUUCUAAAUUUAGUGUUCCCCAAAGAUCUCACCAAGGGGUCUGUGAAAAAUGCAGAUUUAUGAUACUGACUGCCCCCCCAACCCCCUAUUAGUGUCCUAAGGCUGAUGUAACUAAUUACCACAAACGUAGUGGCUUAAGACAGCACAAGUUUAUUAUCUAAAGCUCUGGAGGUAAGAAGUCCUAAAGUGGGUCUUACAGACGUAAAAGCAGGGUGUUAGCAGAGCUGAGUUCCUUCUGGAGGCUCUUGGGGAGAAUCCGUUUCUUGUCUCUUCUGGCUUCUCAAGGCUGCCGGCUUUCCUUUGCUCAUGGCUGCAUCGCUUGGAUCCCUGCUUCUGUCAUCACAUCUUCUCUGCCUCCCCUGCCUCCUUCUUUCCCUUCUAAGGACCCUUGUGAUUACAUGGGGCCCCUCUGAAUAGUCCAGGUUAAUCUCCCAUCUCAAGAUCCUAAAUCUAGUCACACCUGAAAAGUCCCUUUUGCCAUGUAAGGUCACAUAGUCACAUGUCCUGGGGAUUGGGACAUAGACAUCUUUGGGGGUUCGGUAUUCUGCACCCCAAGGUUCUGAUUCUGUCUCCUGGGGUGGAGCGCAGGAAUCUGCGCCAUGAAGAACCCCGUGACUAUUCACCGGGGGCUCCUAGAGCACACAUAGGGGAGCCCCUGCUGCCCCUCUCUCUCUCUUCGCAAGAAGAUGAUGCCAUUGGCAGGACGAAGUCCUUGUUUCCAUUUAGUAAGAUGAAAAGCUCAAGGCUGAGAAAGGUGAAUUUCUAAUUCAAGGUCCCACAGCUUUAGCCACGUGCCCUUGUCCCCACUCCCAGUAAAUAUCCUUUUCACGACCGCCCAGGCAUCCGCGGUUCUCCUUCUACGUGGUGGCGCUUGCUCUGCUCCUCUUGCACUCGAGGGAACCAAGAUCCGAGACGGGUCACGUGGCCUGGCCGAGGCUCCACUUCCUGGGCACGCCUUAACCCGGCUCCCCCGGGAGGUCUAGGAGACCUCAGACACCCCCUCUGCAAUCCCGCCCGCACGGAGACGUAUCCUUAGCAAUCUGCGGAGAAACACUUUCUACCACAGAGUGAGAUUGAUGGGCUACAUUAAUUUCAAACACGCGAGACAGAAAUGACAUCUAAGCCUUUUGGUGGAUUAUCUACACAGAGCAGGCUGAUGGGAGGCAGGGGUGUGGUGGUGACAGGCCUCUUCUGUUCCAGCCCCAGGAGGAAAAAAUAACAAAGGAGACGCUGCGUUGCUGGUGCGCACGUGUGCGAAUGAACACUAGGGGGCAGAGUUUGUCCAGGAAUGGGAGCGCCCGUGCCGCUUUCCUGUGCUUUUAAGGACGAUUUUAGAGGGGCGAGCUGAUAGCAGGAAGGAGGGUCAUUGCCUUUAAUAGCUUCUUAGUCAAUAGGUUUCUAAUUGGGCUGUUAAUCUGGAAAUAAGUAUAAAAUAAGAAACCCAGGGUGUGGAUUGAGAGCGGAUGCAAUGUGAAUAAUGAACAUCCCACGAAUGACUUUUUUAAAGGGUCAGUUGUCUCAUAAUCUUUGUUCUUCUCUUGACCGCUACAUGGCAAUUUGUCGUACGGCAGUAGGUCUCAGUAUUGAGAAAUGCCAAGUCAUAUUUUAAUGGUUUUCUAGUACAUAGCUUCUGCUGCUGAAAAACAUUGAGAAAUAGAUAUAUAUACAUUAAAUAUACAUCGGCACAUAUAUAUGCAGAUUAAUGUGAUCACGUACUGACCCAUAGACACUCCUCCUCACACCCGCUCCCAUGCUGUCUCACCACCAGAAUGGAACAAGCACUGCAGAGGUGGAAGGACAACAGCUACACGCUGAUCCCUUGCUUGGGAGUUAACCCCAAUAACACGCGACUCAGCCAUCUGUUAAGGCAGUGACAUUUAGGCAUGUUUGAAUCUACAGUGGCCUGAGGAGAUUCUCUUGUUUAGAACACUAGUAACUACCGUAUGACUAUAGUUAAUAACGCUGUAUUGCAUGUUUGAAAGUUGCUAAGAGAGUAGAUCUUCAAAGUUCUCAUCACCAGGGGAAAGAAACUUUUGGGACUAUGUGUGGUGAUGAAUAUUAACUAGCCUUAUUCCGGUGAUCAUUUUGAAAAAUGUACAAACAUUGUAUCAUUAUGUAAUGCACCUGAAACUAAUAUAUUGUUAUAUGUCAAUUAGACCUCAAUUAAAAAAAAAAAACAACCAAAAACAAACAAAACAAUAACUACCAUAAAUGAGAACUCAUUAGGUACCAGGCACUGAGGUUUUCUUGCAUGAUCUCACUUAAGCAAUAUAACCCUAUAAGAUAGAUACUAUUAUUAUUAUCUUUAUUUUCCAAUUGAGGAAACUGAAACUAAGAGGGGUUAAGUAAAUUGUCCAAGGUUAGCUAGCUAGGAAGUGGUUCUUCCAAGACUCAGACUGAGAUCUGACACCAAAGCCCAGGUUCUUAGCUCCUGUCAUUCUGGAAGCCCGAGCAGUCCUCUACUGAUGGAAAAAUCCUGGGUCAUAUGUUCUGACACUUUACAUUCUAAUCUGAGCAUGGUGCUGAUUUGGUCCAUAGUCUUAGGAAAGUGAGUCCACCUCUCUGUUGAAACUUAAGAUCUUAUAGUGAGGCAAGUACUGAAUAACUCAAGCAGUCAAAAUAAAUAUAGUAUAACCUGUAUGUUAGAGACUUGGGGCAUCAAGAGCCCAGAUUAAUGUAGAGUCCAGGGCUAUCAUCAGCCUUGAGAUCUGCAGGAACCUGGCACUGGGUUCAGAAGAAGGAAGUUUCUGUAGUACGGAAAUGUAACAGGCUGGUGUGACCUGAGUAGGAUUAUCCUGUCAAGCUCUGGGUUUAAGAAUAUGGAUGGAUCCCUCUCCUGCUCACGGGCCCUAGAGUUUGGGGGCCGUAGACGUGCAGGAGGAUGGCCAUAUGUUGGGCAGACAGACCUGUGCAUUGGACAAAUGCUGUCCAAGGCUGUCACCUGGGGGUUGGCUGGAAGAAGUCACAUGUUCCUUAAAGGACCACCAUAAGCCUACUGGCACCGUGCCAGAGCACGCCCCAGGGCGACUUGGCCAGCCACAGGGAACAGCAGUCCUGCCACUGGCAAUCACGAAGAGGCAUACUGAGCUUUGGCUUUUCUUCCUCUUCCUCCAAAGCCAGAAGCGUUAGCAUAGGGAGGGAGGGGAGUGGGGAAGAGAAGACCCUGUCUCCCCUCCACUUCCCCACUCCCAAACCUUCUAAAGCCUGUGACCUAGUCUGCGUUAGAGGCUAAGAGGAAAGCUUUGGAUCAAAUAAAGAUUGAAAUUUUAAAUUGAACAGAGCUGAAGCUUAAUAACUGAAGAGGAACCAUCUUGAUAACUAAAAUGAUGAAAAAUUAUAGAAUCAGACUGGUAUAUACAUAGCUAAUGGAGCCUGCUACCCAGUGGGAAAAGGCGGUUCCACAGAGCAUAACUGAUAGAUCUUUUUUGAGGGGGGAGAAUCCUUUUCGUGUUUAUUCCCCCAGAGAAUUGACAAUCUCCACUAAACCUGUUGCUCAAAGGAAAAUCAAUAAAUAAUACAUAUUCUGCCACAGGUGAAAGACUGGAGCCCGCUGUUCCAAACUGCACAGUUACAUCCUGCGCAUGCGUUGGUAACAAGGCUCUCCAGGACCUGGGUCUUGCAGGAGCAUCUUGGGUACCUCAGAUAAUGGCGGAAAACGCCAAGGGUUUCUCUUCUUAUCAAGAUUGUAAUUAUAUGUCUUUCUUCUGCUUUCACAACAAAUGCUAGGUUAGGAUAUUUGUCUUCUUAAGCGCCCUCCCUCUGCUCAAAGACUUCUGCCCUCUGAGAGGUCUGGAUUAAUCCCCUCCAUCUCCCCCCUGAACUUUCAGAGCUCAUCUUGAACCCUGGGCUUCAGAAUGGCUAACACAGUAUGAACUUAAUUUGCAGAAAUAAUUAUGAUAGUCUCCCCCCAACUCUGAGUUCCUUCCACCCAUUGACUAUAUAGAUUUGGGCAGUACAAGAACCCAUAGACAGAUAUAUCAGUGGAACAAAGGCAAAAGCCCAAAAAUGGAACCAAGGACUAUAUCACAAUCCACUCUGUGGUAAAAGAUGAUGUCAUCAAUUCAUGGGAAGAGGAAAGAAUAUUCCAUAAAUAGUGCUUGAAUAAUUGGUUAACUACAUGUGGAAAAACAAAAACAUUUAAAUUCUCACUUCAUACCCAUCAAUUUCCAAUGGAUUAAAGACUUAGAGGUAAUAAAUAAAAGAAUUAAAAUGCAGAAGAAAAUGUAAGUAAAUAUUUACCAGACCUUGAGAUUGGGGAAUAACUUUACAAACAUAACAACAAUAAAGAAAUCACAUAAGAAAACAUGAUAACUUUGAAUAUAUAAAAUUUAAAAAUGUAUACACUUUUUAUAUUUAAAGAAUAUAAAUACGGUAAAAAAGUAUGGUGGUAACAUGGCCCAUUAAUCCCCAUUGCGCCAGCUGACAGUGAGCCAACAGCCAGUAUGUGAGUGAGACCAUCCUAGACCAUCUGUUCCCCAGCUAUGCCACCAGCUGACAGCAGAUGCAUGAAUGAGCCCAGCCGAGAUCAGCUACACCUGGUCCAGGUCAUCAGCUACAUCUUGCUGACCCAUAGAUUUGUAAGCAAUAGUAAAUGUUUUCUGGUUUAGAACACAAAGUUUUAAGGCGAUUUGUUAGGCAGAAUUAGAUAAAUGAUGCAAAAUGAAAAUGACAAAUUGGAACAAGUCUGUGCAAGAAAUAUGAAAGAUAAAGAUUAAAAUCUUUAUUAUGAAAUGAGGUCUUAUAAAUCAACAAGAAAAGCAACAUCUGCCACAGAGAAAUGGCUAUAGGACAUGAGGAGAUAAGUCCUUAAGGAAGAAAAAGAAAUGGCUUAAUAAACUAAUGGGAAAAGAUUAGACUUCACAGAAAUGAAAAGUGCAAUCUGAAUAUUAAACCACAUAUGUAUUUUUUACUUAUUAAAUUAACAACAAUGUAUUAAAAUAUUCAAUCAUGAUGAGUGUAGUAGUGGGAUGGGCACUCUCAUAUCUAUGUAUGGAAGUAUAAUUAACAAACCAUUUUUUGAAUGUAAUUUAGCAAGAUUUAGAGAAAGCCUUUGGGGCAGAUGCAGUUGGUUGGUGUGGAACACUGCAUUAUUGUUCCCAAUUCCUCAUCAUGCUCUUUGCGUGAUUCUGUAGUUCCUUUUCCUAGAAGCAAAGUGUACUUUCUUGCAUAUUGACAUUGUGCUUGGCUUGUGGCCUGUUUUUGGCCGAUGGAGUGUUAACAAAUGUGUCCUGCAAGCAGAGCCUUCAGCAUCCUCUGGUUUCAAGUUUGUUCUCUUGCAUUUCUCGUUUUACCACAAGAAGAACUUCCCCUGUGUGCUCCUGCCCCUUCAGUCUGAGACCCAGAGUGAACACGUGGAUUUGGGAAGAUGGAAAUGGCAGUGGCAGAAUAGUGUUUGGAACUUGCGUAAUCUCCACAUAAAAACAGAGAGCACUUGAGUAGCAAAACCCAAAACCCACAGAUCUUUUCCAACAACACCAGGUGAGAAGGGAUCCCUGUGGACUCUGAAAUACAAGCAGGUGAGGAGAAAUCAUUGAUGGUCACAAGAAAAGCAGUGGGACAUCUAACAAACCUGAGAACAAGAAACCCCUAAAAUAUCUAACAGGUAUUCACUGGAAAGCUCUGCAAGCUAGUUUUAGGACAACAGCUGAAACUCUGUGCCGACUACAAUUAGCAGGUGAGUACACAGGCCUGGAGUAAGUCCUGAAAGGUGUGGAGCGGUCUAGCCCCUGUGAACUCUCAAAACUCACCAGCGAGGGCUCCUUUUGAGGACAGGGCCCUUCCCUGAGGAUACUGCUGGGAGUGGGAUUAAAACUGAGCAGACACCAUUGUAAAGCAAUUAUACCCCAAUAAACAUGUUAAAAAAAAAAACAAAACUGAACAGAACAGGCACUAUAGUGAUGAAGGAAAAGAAAGUCCAGAUAAAAGUGGAUGAGGGGAACAUAUCCAGGAACUCUUACAAAGCAAGCUGUUAUAUUUUUGUACUACAUGAAACACAACAGAAUGAGUAACUUUGUGAAGUUAAAAAAGUUAUCCUUGGUAAAAACCUCCUUGUAAGAGGUCAAAUCUUAUACAAAGUUAUUCUAAGAAAAAUUAGAAUAAGGAGCAGAAUAAUAUCCCUACAGAUAAUGAAAGCAGGCCAGAAAUAUUUGCUUUAAAAAAAUAAGAAAGAAAAAUAAGAAAAAUUUAAUGUACUAUUUCAAAAUGAGCUAAAAGACAUUAAGAAAUGAUACAAAAUAUGAAAGACUAAAUUAAUGAGAAAUAGAAAAACUCAGAAAUGAAGUGACAGAAAUUAGGAAAAACAUAGAAGUAAAAUAAAUGAAGGCUAAACUACAACAAAUCCAGUGAAUAAAUACACAGAUAAUGCCUUAAGAGAAAUAGAAGGUGAAAAUGGGGAAAUUUUUAAAAAUAAAUUAAGAAAGAGAUAAAGAUUUGAGAAACAAUACAACUAUUCAAUAAAUAUAAACAAAGAAGAUCCAGCGUAUGGUGAACAGAAGUUCCUGAAGAAGAAAAGCAAGAGAAUUGAACAAAUACUAAAUAUAAUUCAAGAAAAAUUUUUCUGAAAUAAACUCAAAAGUACAUAUUAAAAGAGCACACUACGCAUAUGAGAAUAUUGAACUGAAUGACCAAUACCAAGAGAAAUUUUAGUGAAAUUUCUGGAUUUUAAAGAAAAAGGAAAAAAACUUCUUUAGGCAUCUAGGUUGAAAGAACAUGUGGCUUAUAAGGGAAGGAAGAUUGUUAUUAGACUUUUUGAUUGUAGCACUUUAUGUCAGAAGAAAAUGGAAUAGUAUUAUAUAUUGUGACAUCCAAGUAAAGAAAAUGUGACUUUCAAGAACACAGAGAAGCUGUUAUCAACAUGAAGGAACUUAGGGAAUAUUCUUCCUAUGAGUUUUUCCUCAGGAAUCUAUUAGAGAACAAGCUUUAGGUAACCAAAAUGACUAGAGAGACUUUGAUAUAAGGAAUUAUGGUGAGCAUUACAUAUAUAGUUACUUGUAGUUGAAGACCAAAUAAGAGUAAAAGAGAGAAUAUAGUAUGUGAUGAUUGUAUGUUUUGACAAUAUGGAUGUAGUACAAUUAAAAGAAAAAUGAAGUGGGAUGGGGGUAGGGUAUACAAAAUUUAAAAAAAUUGUUUCUAGUAACAUAGUUGGUGGUGCUUAUUCUGAGUAUUACUAAUCUGAAACCGUUCUGUGUAUAAUGUAGGAUAAAGUAAAUGAGCAAUCAUGGGAUAUUCUGUCAUUCCUUAUGUCCUUGAGAACCAUACCAGAAUUCUUGUUAUAGAUAAAGGAGAUUCAGGAGUAAUAUAAAAGAGAUUAAAGAAUAGCCCCGUAGUCCUGAAUUUGGAUUGGAAGUAUCACUGUGAACUCAUGAAAUGUUUCAUCUUAAAAAAUAUAUUUCCUAGUUCUGUUCACUAUAAAAGACGAGAAAUAUUGACCAACCCAUCCAAUAGCAUAAGAGAUUGUGGUUAUGAAAUGCCAUUUUCCACUAAAAGAAAACCAGCACUUCUUGAAGAAAUGACUGAUUCCAAAUCUGUGGCAAAAAUUAUCCUGGAAUAUUUUGUCAUAUCAGACAGCAAGAAAUCUGUCAAAGACAAUUUGGGUUAUGUCAAAGUGACAUAGAAGUCAACUGGAAGAAGUUCCCAGGGGUCAAAAAUAAGAAAAUUUAAGCUGCAAUAAGGAUAAGAAUUGCCAUGGAUCAAAACACAUUGAAUAUAUUCAAAUUCAUGAAUUCAUAAUAAUAAACGAAUUGGCCUCCUUUGGAGGAUAAUAGGGAGUUAAUUCAUUCUUUUGAAAACUAGAUAAAUAAAAGAAAAGAAACAAGCAUUAUCCCGCCUUUCCCAUAUAAGCUGUACCACUGGGUAGCCAUUAGGAGAUGAGAGGAUGUGUUUUCUCUUAAAAAGUAAUUUAUUUAAUAAGUAAGGUGAAACGAUAGACUUAUUAUCAUUUUGCAACUCAAAUGAAUUAAUCGGUGUAGGCAUUGAGCAUUAAAGGCUGGUAACAUAAAAAAAAAGCAGUGAAAAACAGGUAUCACCUAUAGACUUGCCAUAAAGUAAAAGCAGGUUAAACCUGAUUCUAUUCAAGCCUCUAGAUUCAGCUGCCUAUUUGCAGGAAAUAUGAAGGACAAAGGAAUGUGCUGAGUUGUACUAUGAAUAUGCAAUCAGCAAAAUCCAGGCUGUGGGACAUUCUAUAGAUAAAUAGGCCCAGGUUCUUAAACAGAUAAAUUAUAAGAAAAGAAAAAUAUAGAGAAGGAAAUGGUAUAUUAAAAAGGACUUAAAUGAUAUGUCAAUUAAAAAAAUACUAAACCAUAGGGUCUAUGGUUAUGUACAUGAAUGAUUAAGCCAUAAACCAAUGCAAGGAAGUGAUUACUGUAAGAGUCAGAAUUGUGGUUAUUUGUGGGGAAGGAGAGGGGUAUAUUUGUGAUGGGGCAUAUAGGGAGAGUUCUGGGUGUCUGGCAAAGUUCUAUUUCUUAACCUGGGUGGUGGUUACAAGGGUGUUUGUUUUAUAAUAAUUCACUAAGAUAUAUAUUUAUUUUGUAUUGUUUUCUUUAUUUUUAUUUUACAAUGAAAAGUGAAAACAAAAAUGACCAAACAUAGAGCAGACCUUAGCCCAACCAUAGGCAAGUCUAGCCAAAUCCAAUCUAGCUUAGCCAUUUAAUUGAUCCAAGAUGUGGUCAAGAAAAAAUGUUUAUUGUUUUUUACCUCUAAAUUCUGGGGUGAUCUGUUACACAGCACUAUUGUGACUUCUGCUGUGUCAUACAGUUGACUACACAGAAGCUAUAUCAAACCUCUUAUUUCAUUAUUGAAUCUGGAAAGGGAAAGAUAUUGUUUUCCUAGCCUCCCAGCAGUUAAUGAUGGCCAUUCGAUACAGUACUGGGAAUAAGCCAGUGAGAAAAUUCUCAUAGAGGGUUUGUGGGAAAGACUUUCUUUUCUGACUAAAGGAUAGCUGUAUAUGAGGAGAUUCUCUCACUUUCCUGACUUCAUAUAUUCCUGCUUUCCUGAAUUUUGGUUGUGUGACAGUGUGAUGCUUAGAACCAUCUUGCAAUCAUGAGCAACAAGCACAAGGAUGAAAAGUCAAUCUUCUGAGGAUGUUAGAGAAAAAAAUAAAAGAGUCUGAUUUCUUGAUGACAUCAUUGAGUUUUCCUGCCUUCUUUCAGACAUCUUAGUUAUAUAAGCAAUAAAUAUCCCAGUUGUUAGUUAGCUUUUCUGUUACUUGCAGCUGACAUUCUAUUACUUCCUAACUUACUUUAAAAAAAUGUUCAUAUACUUUAACCCAGUAGUCCCAUUUUCAUCAACUUAGAUUCAGAAAGUAAUCCAAGAUAUAGUCAAAGGAUGUUUAUCAAGGCAUUUAGCUAUAAAGAGGAAUAACAGAAAAUAAUCUAAAAGUUCAGUAUAAAAAAUGAUUAUAUAAAAUAUCAAUAGGAUGACAUUAUGCAUCUGUUAACAUUUUUUUUGGAGAAUAUUUAAUAAGGAUACGGAAAAUGCUUAUGAAUAGAAAAAAUUAAUAUAUAAAAUUCACAGGGGAUUUCAACGAAACAUUUAGAGAAGAGUAAACACCUAUCCUUCUCAAAUUUUUCAAAAACUGCGGGGACUUCCCUGGUGGCACAAUGCAGGGGACACGGGUUUGAUCCCUGGUCCAGGAAGAACCCAUGUGCCAUGGAGCAACUAAGGCCGUGUGCCACAACUACUGACCCUGCGCUCUAGAGCCCGUGAGCCACAACUACUGCCCAUGUGCCACAACUGCUGAAGCCCACGCAGCUAGCCUGUGCUCCUCAACAAGAGAAGCCACCGCAAUGAGAAGCCCACGCACCAAAUCGAAGAGUAGACCCCGCUCACCACAACUAGAGAAAGCCUGCACACAGCAACAAAGACCCAAUGCAACCAAAAAUAAAUAAACAAAAAUAAAAUUUAAAAUUAAAAAACACAAAAAACUGCAGAGGUCUCAUUCUAUGAGGCCAGUACCACUGUCAUACCAAAACCGGACAAAGAUAUCACAAAGAAGAAAAUUAAGGCUAAUAUCUCUGAUGAACCUAGAUGUGAAAUCCAUUAGCAAACUGAAUAUUAGCAAACUGAAUUCAACAAUACAUUAAAAUGCUCAUACACCAUGGUCAAGUGGGAUUUAUCUCAGGGGUGCAAGGAUAGUUCAAUAUCUGCAAAUCAACCACAUUAACAAAUUAAAGAAUAAAAAUCAUAUGACCAUCUCAUAUCAAUAGAUGUAUCUCAAUAGAUGCAGAAAAAGUGUCUGACAAAAUUCAACAUCCAUUUAUGGUAAAAACUCUCAACUAAGUGGGUAUAGAGAGAAUGUACCUCAACAUAAUAGUGGCCAUAUAUGACACGCUCACAGAUAACAUCAUACUCAACAGUGAUAAACUGAAAGCAUUUCCUCUAAGAUUAGGAACAAGACAAGGAUGCCUACUCUCACCAGUCUUCUUCAACAUAGUAUUGGAAGUCCUAGCCACAGCAAUUAGACAAGGAAGAGAAAUAAAAGGAAUUCAAAUUGGAAUGGAAGAAGUAAAACUGUCACUGUUUGCAGGUGACGUAAUAUUAAUACUAUAUAUAGAAAAUCCUAAAGAUGCCACCAAAUAACUCCUAGAACUCAUCAAUGAAUUUGGUAAAGUUGUAGGAUACAAAAUCAAUAUACAGAAAUCUGUUGCAUCUCUAUACACUAAGAACGAACUAUCAGAAAGAGAAAUUAAGAAAACAAUCCCAUUUAUAAUUGCAUCAAAAGAAUAAAAUACCUAGAAAUAAAACCUAACUAAGGAGAUGAAAGAUCUACACUCAGAAAACUAUAACACACUGAUGAAAGAAAUUGAAGAUGACACAAAUGGAGAGAUAUACUGUGCUCAUGGAUUGGAAGAAUUAAUAUUUUGUUAAAAUGUCCAUACUACCCAAGGCAAUCUAUCCAUACAAAUUCAAUGCAAUCCCUAUCAAAAUACCAAUGGCAUUUUUCACAAAACUAGAACAAAUAAUUCUAAAAUUUGUAUGGAAACACUAAAGAUCCCAAAUAGCCAAAAUAAUAUUGAGAAAGAAGAACAAACAAAGCUGGAGGUAGCAUGCUCCCUGGUUUCAAACUAUACUACAAAGCUACAGUAAUCAAAACUGUAUGGUACUGGCACAAAAGCAGACACAUUAGAUAAAUGGAACAGAAUAGAGGGCCCAGAAAUGAACCCACUUGUAUAUGGGCAAUUAAUCUAUGACAAAGGAGGCAAGGAUAUACAAUGGGGAAAAGACAGCCUCUUCACUAAAGGGUGUUGGGAAAACUGGACAGCUACAUGCAAAAGAAUCGAACUAGACUACUUCCUCACACUAUUUACAAAAAUAAAUUCAAAAUAGAUUAGAGGGUUAAGUGUAAGACCUGAAACCACAAAAUUUCUAGAAGAAAACAUAGGCAGUAUGCUUUUUAACAUUGGUCUUAGCUGUAUUUUUUGGAUAUGUCACCUCAGGCAAGGGAAACAAAAGCAACAAUAAACAAAUGAGACUACAUCAAACAAAAAAGUUUUUGCCCAGCAAAGGAAACUGUCAACAAAAUGAAAAGACUGCCUACUGAAUGAGAGAAGAUAUUUGCAAAUGAUAUAUCCAAUAAGGACUUUAUACCCAAAAUCUUACAAAGAACUCAUACAACUCAACAUCAGAAAACCCAAACAACCCAAGUAAAAAAUGGGCAGAGGAUACGAGUAGACAUUUUUCCAAAGAAGACAUACAGAUGACCAACAGGUACAUAAAAAGAUGCUUAACAUCACUAAUCAUCAGGGAAAUGCGAAUCAAAACCACAAUGAGAUAUCACCUCACACCUUUCAGAGUGGCAGUUAUCAAAAAGACCACAGGGCUUCCCUGGUGGCGCAGUGGCUGAGAGUCCGCCUGCCGAUGCAGGGGACACGGGUUCGUGCCCCAGUCUGGGAAGAUCCCACAUGCCACGGAGCGGCUGGGCCCGUGAGCCAUGGCUGCUGAGCCUGCGCGUCCGGAGCCCGUGCUCCGCAACGGGAGAGGCCACAACAGUGAGAGGCCCGCAUACCACAAAAAAAAAAAAAAAAAAGACCACAAAUAACAGGUGUUGGUGAGGAUGUAAAGAAAAGGGAACUCUUGAGCACUGUUGAUGGGAUUGUAAAUUGGUGCAGCCACUAUGGAAAACAGUACGUAGAUUC
Messenger RNA from Orcinus orca (killer whale), 14370 nucleotides. It is a transcript of the gene TMCC3, whose product is annotated as transmembrane and coiled-coil domain family 3. The transcript has 5 exons. Lineage: Eukaryota; Metazoa; Chordata; Mammalia; Artiodactyla; Delphinidae. Gene Ontology annotation, cellular component: endomembrane system. The coding region runs from base 837 to 2195 and encodes 452 amino acids. The record is from RefSeq and is a predicted model, not a curated record.